Messenger RNA from Astrephomene gubernaculifera, 2231 nucleotides. The record is from the annotation of a GenBank genome assembly. NCBI's taxonomy places the organism in Eukaryota, Viridiplantae, Chlorophyta, Chlorophyceae, Chlamydomonadales, Astrephomenaceae.
UUACAUUGUACAGAGUUGUGGUAUGCGGUCGCUGACUUUGAGUGCAAGGGCAGCAAGCUAAAGCGCAACACCUCCUCCUUGCUGUCCCCUAAGCGAGCGUCACCUUGUAUGGAGAGCUUUGUGGAUGUGUCCUUCGACAGCGAUUUCCCUUUAGAGAACCUACCUUGGGGCGUCUUCGAGGCGCCGGGUCAGGACGGACCCAAGUUGCAUGUUGGCGUGGCGCUUGGUCAGCAUGCUGUCUCCGCAACCGCACUUUACGAUGCGGGCUUCUUGCGUGACCUACCGGGAGUGGGAGAAAAUGUCUUCUCUCAUGGACGCCUGAACGAGUUCAUGUCCGCGGGGCGCCCCGCCUGGCAGGCGGCUCGCAGCUGCCUGCAGCGGCUGCUGAGCCGCGGGGAGGGGGCGCUGCGGGACUGCGUGCAGCUGCGGGAGCGAGUCCUGUUUAGGCAGUCCGAGGUGCGCAUGCAGCUGCCCGCCCACAUCGGCGACUACACCGACUUCUACGCCUCCCGCCAGCACGCCACCAACGUGGGGGCGAUGUUCAGGGGGCGCGACAACGCGCUCAACCCCAACUGGCUGCACCUGCCGGUUGGCUACCACGGCCGCUCCUCCUCCAUCGUACCCUCGGGUGUGCCCGUGCGGAGACCCUGGGGCCAGGUGCUGCCGGCUGGCAGUUCCACACCCGUGUUCGCGCCCAGUGCCCAAGUGGACUUCGAGCUGGAAGUGGCCGCGGUGGUGGGUCCCGGCAACCCGCAUGGCGAGCCCAUCCCCGCCCCCUCCGCCUGGUCGCACGUGUUCGGGCUGGUGCUGCUGAACGACUGGAGCGCACGGGACGUGCAGCGCUGGGAGUACGUGCCGCUGGGGCCCUUCAACGGGAAGAACUGGGCUACCCAGAUAUCACCCUGGGUGGUCACCCUGGAGGCCCUGGAGCCCUACCGCUGCUCCCCACCACCCCGGCAGCAGGGGCAGGCGGGGGACGAGCCCCCCGAGCUGCUGCCGUACCUGCGAGAGGAGCUGCCGUACACGUACGACAUAGAGCUGUUCGUGGACAUCACUCCUGCGGGGGCGGCGGAGCCACACGUGACGUCAUCACCGUCUUCGCCAGCUGAGGCAGCAGCAGCGGCGUCGUUGCUCGGGGGGAAGGGAGGAGCGGGCGGAGGAGGAGCGGGAGGAGGAGGAGGCGGCCGCUGCUGCUGCGUCCACCCGCCGACAACCGUGACUCGGUCCAACCUGAAACACCUCUACUGGACCUUCCCCCAGAUGCUGGCCCACCACACCGCGGGCGGCUGUCCGCUGCGCCCCGGCGACCUGCUCGCCUCCGGAACCAUCAGCGGGGACACGCCCGACUCCAGGGGUUGCCUGCUGGAGCUGACGUGCGGAGGGAAGGAGGAGGUCGUACUGAUGACGUCAGCACCGGCAGCAAGCGGUACGGCAGAUGGCGGUGGUGGUACGGCAGCAGCAGGCGGGGUGGUGAGGAGGAGGUACCUGGAGGAUGGAGAUACCGUGACGCUGCGAGGGAGGUGCGGGGGAGGCGGCGGGGAGGAGGGAAGUGGGGAGGGGAUGGUGGGGCGGCGGAGGGGUCUUGGGUUUGGGGUGUGCAGCGGCACACUGCUGCCGGCGAGGGCGUUGUGAAGGGGUGUGAAAUGCAGGGGCACCGAGAGAUUGCAACUGUGAGGCUAAGACACAUGUGUGCUAUAGCCGACUGAGAGGCCGUUGCAAACGGACAUUUUUGUCGUAUUGGGUGACGGGACAACGAUAUCCGCGUGCCUCGGAGCGCGGUGGACGCGUCGACCCUGGUGCGCGGUGGAUGUGUGUUCCCGAGACAGCUAUUUGGAAGGGCUUGGCGUGAGGUUAACCUGCAACUACCAACAGCGUAGAAUUGGCUGGACAAAGGGGCUGGUAGUUGUCAGUUGGGAACGCAACAUCGGUUGCACCUACCAAGCUUUACUCAGUAGCCAAUGGGGGGCCGCCUGCAAGCCUAUGUAUGUGCACAAGCGUCGAUUGUUUGGGCCUCCUACACUCGUCACACUCACUCCGUAGCUGGAGAGAGAAGGGAGGGUACGGAUGCAUGCAGACCCCUCGUUGGAUGUCCGAUCAGGUAGGGUCUCUUGCCAGGAGUCCUGCCUUAGGUGUUUGUAUUGUACAGAAAGAAUGAGUGACCGUUACAAUGUAGUGUCUUGUACUGCUUACAGAUUGACAUACUUUGGCCCAACCUGUACGGAUAUCCACAA